AUGGCUGACAAUGACUGGGAUACCGUCACCCGUAUCGGUAGCAAAGCCAGGGGCCCUGGCAGUGGAGGUGUCGACCGUGAACGGGUGGUGAGGGGCUCCUCUGCCCUCAACGCAGCCAAGCGUUCCGGAGCCGUCGUUGCAACAGAAAAGAAGUAUGGAGGUUCCAACAGUAAAUCGAGUGUCGAGGGUCAACACUUGACCAAGGUCGACCGUUCCGACGACAUCAUAAAACCCAAAACCGUCCCGCUUCCGGUAGGACGUGCUAUCAUCAACUGGCGGAACCAGAACAAGGACGCCCAGGGCAAAGGGAUGCCUCAGAAGGACCUUGCCACCAAGUCAGGAGUCAAAGAGGCGCUGCUGAAAGACAUCGAGAGCGGCAAAGCUCUCUACGACGCCAAUGCCAUUCGGAAACUGGAAAAUUUCAUGAAAAUCAACUUGACGGGGAAUGACAUAGGGAGCCCGAGAAACGCACCUGCAAAGAAGAAGUGA
Fonsecaea monophora is the source of this 489-nucleotide messenger RNA. RefSeq lists its product as hypothetical. Gene Ontology annotation, cellular component: nucleus. The coding region runs from base 1 to 489 and encodes 162 amino acids. The transcript is spliced from 2 exons. The record is from RefSeq and is a predicted model, not a curated record. NCBI's taxonomy places the organism in Eukaryota, Fungi, Ascomycota, Eurotiomycetes, Chaetothyriales, Herpotrichiellaceae. Gene Ontology annotation, molecular function: DNA binding.